ACGAAAACAUAAAAAAUGGCAGACAGCGAGGAGCAGCAAGUGUCUUCCACCACCCCCAUGUUCAACGAGGAGGUCCACCACUACCAGGCCGAGCCGGACCCCGAGCCCCAGCAGGACCUCUUCAGCGUGGAUGAGAUUGUGGACUUGGUCGGCGGGGCUCAGGACGCCCUGGAGCGGCACAUAGCUGAAGAUAGCGCGCCACACGAGUUCACAGAAACUUCCUUCGUUCCCCCGGAGGAGCUGGUCACAUUACCGGAGCCCGAGCACACACCGGUGCCAGAGGUGAGGGAACCGGAGCCCGAAAUCCCAGACUCCACCACGUCAUCUCCUUUUGUUCCCGAGCCUGAGCUUGAAGUCGUCGCACCCAAAGCGGAACCGGAGAGUACAAAGAUCGCACCGGCUGCCCCCGAGCCAGAACCUGCCCUCAAGAGCGACGCCCUCCCAGCGGCUGAACCCCGGACAGCAGCCCCAGCCCCCGCAGAGGCAGCAGAGCAACUUGCGGUGACAGAGGAACCUCCGGCUCCAGCAGCAUGUCUUCUUCAUCGCUGGAAGACAAACCUCGACAGUAGAGAUGUACCUUCUCCUUCUAAAGCUCAGCCUCAUCCUCUGAUGCAAUUCCCUACAGCACUUGGGCAGAAGGGUGAUUCCCCUGCUCCCAUCUCUCCUCUCUCCCCUCUCCACUCCCCCGACUCACUGGAGGAGCUCUCUCUGACCGAGAGUCCCAACCAGCCCCCGACUACUGGAUCAUCUGCACCCCUGGGCUCCUUCUCCACUCAACCACCCACUAAUCUUUCCAAGGACAUGCCUUGGGAGGGUGAAGAGGGUGACUCUGGACCAGGCCGUAGUAAGAAUAAGGAAGAUCUUCUAGAUCCGUUAGCUGGUCCUUACCUGAGUUUAGGGAAAGACCCAGGGCCUCAUAACCCGUGUGAAGACAGCGGCAUUUCCUUUUCACCUGAAGAGAAGCUAAUUAGCUCAGACAGGUCCUCUACUGGUCCCUCUCCUGUGAACCCCCAGAUGAAGGUCCCUGAGUCUCACCUUGCCUCCUCUAACCCAACAGAGCACUGGGAUUCACCAUACCUAGCAUCUCAAGACAAUUCCAAGGUCUCCAUGGAUUCCUUCUCCAAGGACACAGCCCCCAUUAGCUCCUCCAGGUAUGAGCAGGACCUGCACAGCAGCCAGUCCGAUGAAGAUGAUGACUUGAUGUACGAAGUGAAGAAGAAUAAUAAUCCAUUUGAAGGCUUUUCACCACUGGCGGACAGCGGCUACUCCCAUUUUGGAGACUCCAAGUCUGACAGCAGGGCAUCCAAAAUGUCAGAGAGUCCUACUCCUGAUCUGGUUCAAUACGGACAGACUGGAGAGUCCCAGGAUGGCCCACCAUCUUUCUUGGAUGAGGGGAAGACCUUUGAGACUGGCAAGAUGGCCACUGACUCAUUCAUGCAGUCGAUGAAUCAGUUCUCGUCUGAUCUUAAAGACGAUGAUGAAGAGGAAGAGGAGGAUUCUGCCCUGCCGCCAUCGCUUCCAGACAUUCUGAAGUCCUCCCCUCUCAACCCUGACAAAGUGGACUCAGGCUCGUCUGAGGGGAGUCCGGAGGAGCAGAGCCCCAUCCUUGAACGGAGAAUGAUGGAGUCACCGAACCCUCCGAUCAACCUGUCGGCUAACAACCCAUUUGCUUUUGAUGCUAAAGUGUCCCUGCUGAAGGAGAUGGCUGAGGAGAUGGAGGAGAGAGCAGCCGACAAGGGCAAAGUCGAUGACGACAAAACCUUUGGCGCCUUCGAUCUUGUCAAAGAGGCUGAGGAAACUACCCCGACUAAGGUUAAAGAAGAGGAACCUGUGAAGAUUGAGCAGAAAGAUUGGUUCUCAAGCCACGAUUCUCCCAAAAUGACCGAAAAAUUUGAGCCCCUUGACUUCCAGAGCAAAAAAGCCCUUGCUGAGGAUUCAGAUUCUGAAUCUCCAACAGCAGAUUCCUUGUCUCCAGUCCUGGAAGCCAUGGCCAAGAACCCAGCCAGCUUCCAAGUUGAAAUGGAGAAGAAGGACCUGAAGAUGGAGGUAGAGGAACCAGAAGUAGCUGAGGAGGUCUCUGAGCAUGAAGUCUCCUCUGAGGAGUUCGAGUUCAUUGAGAGACCACCCAGAGGUGUUAUUGAUGAGUUUCUGGAAGCUCUGGAUACUUCUAAGUUUGCCUCCUCCAAACCUCCGGAGAUUCCCAUGGAUGAUGAUCUCAGCUUUGGUCAGAAAGAUGUCGCUCCAGUUGCACCUCCAGCAAAGGUUGUUGCACCUCCAGAGGUGGAAGAAGAUGAACCAAGCCAGAGCUCAUACCGCAUCCUCACCCAGGCCUCCCCUCAGAAGAGCAAGGCCGAGCUGGAGAAGCUGGACAUCCAGCAGCCUCCACCCCAAGUUCCUGUCACCCAUUCUCCUGUCCACAAACCAGAGGAGCCGGUCGCUAAGAAGAGCUUGGGCGGCAGACUGUUCAAGAUGCCAAACCUGAACAUAACAGCAGUGGUGGAUCUCCUCUACUGGCGGGAUGUAAAGACCACCGGUGUGGUGUUCGGCGCCGCCCUGCUGCUGCUGCUCUCCCUGACGGUGUGCAGCAUCGUCAGCGUCUGCUCCUACAUCGGCUUGGCUCUGCUCUCAGUCACCAUCUGCUUCAGGAUAUACAAAGGCAUCCUGCAGGCCAUCCAGAAGUCCGAUGAGGGACACCCAUUCAAGCAGUACCUGGACCAGGAGGUGGCGCUGUCUGAGGACAUGGUCCACAAGUACAGUGACAUGGUUCUGGCCAAGCUCAACAAGACCAUCAGUGAAUUAAGACGCCUGUUCCUGGUUGAAGACCUGGUCGACUCCAUCAAGUUUGCCGUGUUGAUGUGGAUCCUGACCUACGUCGGUGCCUUGUUCAACGGGCUCACUAUCCUUAUUCUGGCUCUGGUCGGAGUGUUCAGCUGCCCGAUCAUUUACGAGAAACACCAGGCUCAGAUCGAUCAUUACUUGGCUCUGGUCAACAACCAGAUCAAAGACGUCGUUGGAAAGGUCCAGGCGAAAGUUCCCGGCAUGAAGCGUAAAGCCGAGUGAAACUACAGAAAGUGGGAUUGAGAAGGUCCACAUGUUGGAUGUUGUGGGGGAGUCUGGGUGAGGGAGGGGGGAGGCAGUGAAGGAAGGCUGGGGGAGGCGGAGGAGAGGAGGGGUCUGGCGUGGACGCAGCCCUUCUACUGUAUCUGUCAAAAUAAUAAAAACACUUUGUCUUUCCAGUUCAGAAUUCCUUUUAUGUUCUUUUUGUGUGUGUUUCCUGGAAGCAGCUUUGUUCAGUGAUGUUUCUCCUCCUUUUUAUCCGCGAGUUUUGAAAUGUUUGUUUCUGUGAGGUGUCCGGGGGGGGGACUCACAGAAACUCAUUUUGACCUCGCGUGACCCCUUCCUCUGCCCACCCCAGUGCAUUGUGGGAGGUCAGAGCUCCUCCAGCCGGGUCCGGGUGGGUUUUUCUGUCCUUGUUUUUGGUUUUUAUCUUUUUUUUCUUGCUGUUUUUGAGAAAUCAAGCAACAAACAGCAACUUCUGUUUGUUUUUUUUGGUAUGAAUAUUCGCUGAGUUUAGAGGUAUUUUGUGAUUUUACUGUCGUGUCCCUGAAGCUGGUUUAUCGCCUCGAUGUGACGAACGACGAAUUUCGCGAACGACGUCUUUGACUCCUGAUGAGGCUUCGGGGGGAGGGUGAGGAAAGGGGGAGGGUCGAUACUACCAUUUAAAAAAUCAUCGCUUCUGAGUAACUCUUAGCUAGAAAACCUCUAGAAAACCUUUGCCAGACAAAUAAACCACAUUAAUUACAUUAAAAGUCGUUAUUUCCAUGUCAUCGCCGCUGUCUAGUAGUGAAAAACUCUGGAAGGAAAUACGUUUACAUUCAUCCACAUCAGAAAAAAACCUGAAAAAAAAACAAAAACGCUAAAAAAAAAAAAACAUGAAAUGGGAUUUAAAGGAAAAAAAAUAACCAUGCUGUCUGUGGAGCCGUUAUCUUAAUAAAGUUGCAACUUGAUGUGACUUUGGGAAACCUUCAAGCAUUUGUUUGUUAUGCAAGUAUAAUUGUGAAUGAUAAACUUCAUACUUCAAUUGUGACGAUAAAAAGCUUCCAGCCGGGAGCCGUGUUUGUGGAAUGCAUUGUGAGAUGUAAACAAUUAUCAAUAAAGCUUCUAGACGAA
Molecule: messenger RNA, 4170 nt
Organism: Acanthochromis polyacanthus (spiny chromis)
Lineage: Eukaryota; Metazoa; Chordata; Actinopteri; Pomacentridae
Product: reticulon-4
Exons: 10
Coding region: 16-3060 (1014 amino acids)
Biological process (GO): endoplasmic reticulum tubular network formation; brain development; neuron differentiation
Cellular component (GO): postsynaptic density; neuron projection
Source: RefSeq, a predicted model, not a curated record